GUAAGAACAAGGUCUGAAAGCCCCGUUAAGCUGCCUUAACAGUCCACAGCAUUAUGCGAAGAGAAGGAAGUGCAGACGAGCAAAGUUCACUAAAAAGCAAGUUAGAAAACAAGACAAAGACGAUAAUUCUCUCAAACAGGUGUGAUCAGACGUGAUACACGAUGGCUCAAGGCUGCCUCAAGUGUUUAAAGAUCACCAUGUGUGUCGCCAACUUUCUCUGUUUUAUGUGCGGUGCAGCAGUGUUGGGUUUCGGUGUGUACUUGAUGGUGAACUUCAACUUUGCCUCGCUCACUCCAACCCUGGCCCAAUUCAGUAUAGCCAACAUGCUGCUGAUCAGCGGCAUCAUCAUCUCCUGCGUCUCCUUCCUGGGCUUCAUGGGCGCUCUGAAGGAGAACCGCUGUCUCCUCCUCACGUUUUUCCUGCUGCUGUUCCUCCUGAUGCUAGUGGAGCUGGCCGCUGCAUGCCUGCUGCUCAUGCAUGAGAAACAGAUUGGUGAAUUGUUGCAAAAGGAUCUCACAAACGGUUUGGAAAAAGCAAAAGCAAAAAAUUUUAAUUCAACGGAGUUUAGCACUGACUGGGAUCUGCUUCAGAACACGUUCAAAUGCUGUGGAGUCAAAAAUGCAACAGACUGGGGAAACAACGUGCCUAAUUCUUGUAAACCCAAGGAGUACGAAUUAGCGGGUUGUUUGGAUAAACUGCAGACAUUUUUUGAGGAUAACUUCGUCACCACUGGGAUUUCUGUCAUCGUCCUCUGCAUUAUCGAGGUGUUGGGAAUGUGUUUUGCCAUGACGCUCUUCUGCCACAUCAGCAGAUCUGGACUGGGCUACAAGUUAUAGUCCCCAAUUCCUCCUUAUUUCAUACUAGUGAGUGAGAUCAGUUUCAAAUAUUUCUCUUUGGAGGUGUGAGAAGUGAAAGUUUUUCUUUUAACAUGUUUUUAAGUUUUAUGUCUCAACUUUCUACGUUAACAUUCUUCUAUGAACCUUUCACUCACGAUCUUUGUAAUAAUCAAUUUAUACCAAUAAAGUAUUGUUUAGUGUUGUGAUAACUGUGUAUCCUUCCAUCUUAACUUUGUGCACACUGUCAGAUGAUCAGCAUUUCCUGUCUUGCUUGCAGUUUACUGGAUAUGUGGCAGAGCCAGAAAUGUAACCACUUCCUCUUUUGACCGUGUUAUAACCAUAAGUUGGUUCCUCUAAAAACUAACACUUAUGUUAAUCUUUUAGAAGCAGUGAGAAACAUUUACAUCUACUUAACUCUCUAUAUACAGUAAUUAUUGAGAUAUUUAAGAUGUUUCCUUGUCUCUGACUUCUCCCUGGGACUUCAUGGCUGUACAGAGGAACACAAUUUACUAGCCCAUUUCAUUUCUAUUUUUAACAUUGACUUAUAUGGAGUAUUUCACAUUGUACAGAUGACACUGUUUCCUGUAUGUAUUUGUUUGCAAAUGUAUUUCCUAAAACAAUAAAAAACAAA
Scomber scombrus (Atlantic mackerel) is the source of this 1467-nucleotide messenger RNA. RefSeq names its product leukocyte surface antigen CD53-like. Gene Ontology annotation, cellular component: membrane. NCBI's taxonomy places the organism in Eukaryota, Metazoa, Chordata, Actinopteri, Scombriformes, Scombridae. The coding region runs from base 162 to 836 and encodes 224 amino acids. The record is from RefSeq and is a predicted model, not a curated record. The transcript is spliced from 8 exons.